Molecule: messenger RNA, 3215 nt
Organism: Lytechinus variegatus (green sea urchin)
Lineage: Eukaryota; Metazoa; Echinodermata; Echinoidea; Temnopleuroida; Toxopneustidae
Gene: eefsec
Product: selenocysteine-specific elongation factor-like
Exons: 16
Coding region: 85-1839 (584 amino acids)
Biological process (GO): selenocysteine incorporation
Molecular function (GO): translation elongation factor activity; GTPase activity; GTP binding
Source: RefSeq, a predicted model, not a curated record
UUAUAGUCGUGAAAGGAAGCAGAAGGUUAUCUCCUGUUGUUUGUGUUGACAAGUACCUUGGGGAAAAGUUUAAUAUUUGAACAAAUGGCAGGAACAAAAUUAUUGAACUUCAACGUUGGAGUCCUUGGUCACGUUGACAGCGGAAAAACAUCUCUUGCCAAGGCACUCAGCACCACAGCAUCUACUGCCGCUUUUGAUAAGAAUCCACAAAGUAAGGAGAGAGGAAUCACCUUGGAUCUUGGAUUUUCUUCAUUCUCUGUUGAUGUUCCUGAUCAUAUAUCAACCAGUGAUUAUAACAAACUACAGUUCACCUUAGUUGAUUGUCCAGGCCAUGCCUCUCUGAUAAAGACCAUCAUUGGGGGAGCACAGAUCAUCGAUCUCAUGAUGUUAGUCAUAGAUGUUACAAAGGGAAUGCAAACACAAUCAGCAGAGUGUCUGGUGAUAGGUCAGAUUGCUUGUGAGAAGAUGUUUGUUGUCCUUAAUAAAGUAGAUCUCCUCCCACCAGAAAAGAAGAAGCAGCAAAUAGAGAAGAUGACUAAAAGAAUGCUGAAGACUUUGGAGCCUACCAAGUUUGCCAAUUGUCCUGUGAUUGCUGUAGCAGCUAAACCAGGUGGACCCGAUGCACCAGAUGAAGGAGCGGAAGGAAUACAAACACUCAUUGAGGAGUUGAAGCGACAGACGUACAUCCCGAAGCGUGAUUCCUCUGGUCCCUUUCUGUACUCAGUUGACCAUUGUUUUGGUAUUAGAGGUCAAGGUACUGUCAUGACUGGUACAGUACUCAGUGGCAAAGUCAACAUCAGUGAUAAUGUUGAAGUACCAUCACUUCAGAUUACUCGUAAAGUUAAAUCUAUGCAGAUGUUUCGUAAACCGGUCAAUACAGCUAUCCAGGGUGAUCGUGUGGCUCUUUGUGUUACUCAGUUUGAUCCAAAGCUCUUGGAGAGGGGAUUAGUCUCUGCUCCAGGGAUACUACCAAUAAUAACUGCUGCCAUUGUAUCAGUACACAGGAUACCAUACUUCAAAGGGACCUGUGCAACAAAGGCAAAAUUUCAUGUAACAAUGGGCCAUGAGACCGUAAUGUGUAAGGUAUCAUUCUUUGGACCUGCUCCAGGUCAUCAAUAUCAACCACAUGAUCAAGCUUCAGAGUUCAACUUUGAAUCAGAAUACCUAUAUGAAGAAGAACUGUACACAGCUGAUAGGAUCAAAGAGGAGCAGAACAAGGAGAACAUUCCAGGAGCCGCCAGUGAAGGAGACAAGGAGUCCUUGCCAGCUCAGCAGUGGGCCUUGCUAGAAUUUGAAAAGCCAGUAGCCUGUCCAAGGAAUUGUUUGGUCAUUGGCUCCAAAUUAGAUACAGAUAUUCAUGCCAAUACUUGUAGAUUAGCAUUCCACGGGAAACUAUUAAAUGCAAUAACAGACAAGAAUUAUGUUGAAACAGUACUACCUAAACUGAAGAUCUAUAAAACUAAACAAAGAGAAGGACUUGUAGACAGAAUGACUGAUGAGUAUUGUGUAAUUGGGAGAUCAUUGUUCAAGAAGGAAACCAACCUACAAACCUUUACUGGUCUCAAGGUUCAACUCUCAACUGGCGAGGAGGGUAUUAUAGAGGGAGGAUUCGGACAGAGUGGAAAAUUCAAAGUCAGGAUACCAAAUGGAUUACAAUCAGAAACAGUGCAGAUGCUCAGUGCAUUAGGUGGAAAGAAGAAAGGAAAGAAAGCCAAAGCAGAAUCUAGCCAAGAACCAAGUGCAGCCAAAGAUUCACAUGAAGAUCAUCAACCAAUCAAAAUCAGCCUGAGAUUCAAGAGAUACAUUUAUGAUGCAAAGAAACAGAUGAUUCAGAAGUGACAUCGGUUUAUCAGUUAUUUAAAGACUUUGCUAGACUUGAAGACAAGACUUGAUGGAUGACAAUGAAGAUUGUGGGCUAAUGAACAAACUUGCUCCCCACAAACAUACAAGCUGUUAAUGAAGAACUGAUGAUAGUUCAUUGGUACUGUAAUUUAGAACUACAUGUAUAACCAGCUUCCCAUCUUUCUUGCCUAGUCUUAUCCACUGGAUUUACCGUGUUGUGCCGCACUUAAACAACAGUCCAACUUUGAUGAUUUGAUUUAAGUGAGAGCAGAAAAAUAAGAAAAACAGAUGAGUAAAAAGAUUGAAAAAUAAGGUAACUAAAUCUGUGCAAAUCUCACAUUGAUAAUGUAUGUAGACUAUUUCUUUUCCCCCUUUUUACUCUUUAUUAUUAUUUUUAUUUCACUUCUCAGUGCCUUGGUCUUCAGAGUAGAAUCCUAAUUAUGUUAUAGAAGAAGUUAUAUUACUCAUUGGCACAGCUUCUCUGAAUUUUUCAUCUUUCUGUAUGACUCGGUCCCUCAGUUGGCUUUCUCCUGAGACAAUGAACAUCUCAGAGCCUUUAUUUUUCAAUAAAUUGUCUCAUUUGAAUAUGCCAACAAUGUCAUUAUUUUUAACUUGUCAAUCAUGAUUUUAACUUUAAAAAAUUGCCCACCAGUUUACCUGUGAAUUAAUUGUUACUUGUAUUCCAUUAAACCCUCUAUUACAUCUCUGCAACGGAAAAUGUUGCCACUGUAUGUUCUUCACAAUAGUUUGAGACUAACUGUAUGAUACUCAAUUUGAUUUCUGUGAUGUGUUGAAAACGAUAUUAUAUUGUUGGUUUUCAAGAAAAAAAAUUGAAAAAUGUUAACCAUGAUUUCAUUAACCUUACAGAAAUGAACAACAAAAAAAAGUUUUUACAUUACAGAGAUCAAAUUGCCAUUAUUUUCUUUUAAUGAAUGAUAUUGCUAACUCUACAUAACCUUUAUGAAUUCAGUAUUUAAUUAUUUCUUAAGUGACGAAGCUAGGUUUGAUAUGAACCCAAUAUUCGUUUCUAAGAAAUAUAUUCAUAAAAUAUAAAUGACAUCAAUUGGAGGCAUUUUGAAUCAGUGUGUAUUUCCCUGGUAUGGAGUUGGAUUCCUGCUAUACCACUUGCACUCCUUGAUGAGUCAUAAAUCUUUUCAACCCAGUAAGACACAUCAGUCGAUGCUAUGGUAGCUCCAGUUAUGUCUUUAAACUAUAUUCCUAUAUAUUAUUUUAUGAUCGUCAUACUCAUGUUUGUCAAAGAAAACUAUGAAAUUGCACAGUGAUACUUUGCAUGAAAUUAUUUUGAAAUACAUGGUAUUUUAUUUGUGAUUUUUACAAAAAAAGUAUAUUAUACUAUAUGAUAGUAACAAGAA